UUGACGUUACGUCGCAGCCUCGGUAAUGGCAAGUGACAGAGGGUGAGGAAGACGAGGCGAAAGUUUUUCAGCUAGUAGUUGCCGUUGGGGGGAGUUUUUAUGCUCGAUAACAACAGCAGCGUCACAUUCCUCUACUCUGACACGGAUUCAGCCUUGUCGUCGUCUGACUGAAAAUCAACCGUCUUUCGUGUGAGGCUAAAGUCGUGAACCGAGGGGGUCUGUCGGUUGGUCUCGUAGCAGCUGAGCAGAGAUAUAUACACCAGAAGUUUUGUUCGACUUGGAGCAAAUUCACCGAAGAGGAGAAACUAUGACCAACAGAGAAGACGAAUAUGACUAUCUCUUUAAAGUGGUGCUGAUCGGAGAUUCAGGUGUAGGGAAGAGUAACCUGCUGUCACGCUUCACCCGCAAUGAGUUCAACCUGGAGAGCAAGAGCACCAUCGGGGUGGAGUUUGCCACACGCAGCAUCCAGGUAGAAGGCAAGACCAUCAAGGCUCAGAUCUGGGACACAGCUGGACAGGAGCGAUACCGAGCUAUCACUUCUGCGUACUACCGUGGAGCAGUUGGAGCUCUCUUGGUUUAUGACAUUGCCAAACACCUGACGUAUGAAAACGCUGAGCGCUGGCUGAAGGAGCUGCAGGACCACGCAGACAGCAACAUAGUCAUCAUGCUAGUGGGAAACAAAAGCGAUCUACGCCACCUGAGAGCUGUGCCCACAGAUGAGGCCAAGGCUUUUGCAGAGAAGCAUGGCUUGUCUUUCCUGGAGACAUCAGCGUUAGACUCGUCUAAUGUGGAGCUGGCUUUCCAAACUAUUCUCACAGCCAUCUACAACAUCGUGUCACAGAGGCAGAUGUCAGGGCGAAGCGACUCAGACUUCUCACCAGCCUCCAACGUAGUGCCCAUCACGGUCGAGCCCACCCAAAACUCAGCCAACAAGGGCGUCUGCUGCCAGUCCAACUGAGACCUUAUCACUGACCUCCUCCUUCACCUCCAGGCAAAUGGAGAAACAGCCUCAUAGACAAACAGACACAGACAGAUGGACAGAUGGACAGGGAAAAUGGAGAGACAGGUAGAAAUAACCAUUUCACAGAGGGACAUACUGGGGUUGAUUUGUCUAGUGUCUGGUUAAGAAAAACUUAAUACAGUAUGAAGAGAGGGACCAGUGAAGGAGGGAUGGUAAAGAAGUUUAGAUAAGCAGUCAAGGGGGGUGUGAAUAGGGAGGUGCACACUGUAUAACUUUGAAAGAGGUACAUGAUCAGAAUUGAUUCACAAUCUAAUGAAAAAUUUAACAUUAUAAGGUCCCUUUUGUAUCUCAUCACGAUUUCUGUCUUUGCAAACUGUCCUCCCUUUGAAAGCUCUGUUUUACAAGCCAGUAAAUGCUUUCCCUCAGUUCCCCACUACCUGGAUAUUGAGCAAUAAAAAUCCACAUCCAGUAGACUGAUCUGCAACCCCUCUGUCGCCACUGUCAUUCCCAUUUUUCCAAAAUGUAUAAUAUUUAGAUAAGUGUCCCAGAUAAUAUUUAUUGAACACUAGAUUAAGGUCUUGUUUGGCCAAAGGGUUUGCAAUUUAACACUGGUUGGUUCAGAAUUUCCCCACUGAAUUCUUCAUUGCAAAGGGAGCUCUCUUGCUUUUCGUGCUUUUGCUUUUACCUGCAAUCAAAUCUCUAUGUGGAGAAGCUUGUAAGGGCAACUGUUCCUCACUAAUGGAAGGAGCCAGGGCUUCAAGUAAUUUUUUCCUAAAUGCGCAGGUUGGUCGAAGUUGGUCGGUUCAAGUUGUAUUCCACCAGGCCACUUAGAGCAAUAACAUCCCUCCCAAACAGUGGCAUGUAAUUUCUCUUUGAUUGCUUUUGAUCUUUGUUUGGAAGCCUUUCCUGCUCUGUGCACACUUUGUACUCUAUAGAUGAGUCAUGCUCUUGUGAGCUUUGCACAGUGUUAACUCUAAACGAGAUGGGAUAGCUGCAUCACUCGUGGAUAUGUUAACUGCCUAACAUGUCGGUGGGAUAGCAGCACUGUUGAUGACCGUUUCACCCCUGCUCUGAAAAUUUGGGCGUAGUGGAAGAGAUUAUGUUUAAAUGCAUGGACAACCCUGCACUGCUGCUCCUGCUGGCUGCUAGCGGGGAUGGAUGGCUGGAUGGAUGGAUGGAUGGAUAAUGUUUCAGGAGAUGAGGUAGUGAGGGCACUCAGCCCUGCCCUGCUCCUGUGAUCUCUGAUGUACCCGAGAUGGCUUGUUUUACUGUAAGUGAAAUCCUCCGCUGCCUGCUCACCUACUCCUCUCUGUCUCUCUCCACACUGUAUAUAACUGGAACAGGACUCUGCCUUCUGGGAUCUCCCUGAGGUCUGCCCUCGCUCUCACUUGUCUUUAUUUCCUGUUGAGGGGGCGGGGGUUCUAUUCAGGAGCCAGGAUUGGGUUUGUUAGUAUGUAAUAGUUUAAGCGAUGAGGAAAAGGAGAAAAGGAUGGAAGUGUUGGGAGGGGCUUGAUUAAAUCCAAAGGUUAUGCACACAGAUGGCGUUUAUCCUGCUGAUGUGUUCCCACAUCAACACUGACUCCUGUUGACUUCACAGGUUUUGAACUGGGUGGUGUAGGUUAGGGCUUUUUAAACAUUUAUUCUAAUAUAUGUAUAUUUGGACUGCAUAUGUAUAAAUAAAUCUCAUUUGUUAUA
Seriola aureovittata is the source of this 2656-nucleotide messenger RNA. RefSeq names its product RAB11a, member RAS oncogene family, like (gene rab11al). Gene Ontology annotation, molecular function: GTP binding; GTPase activity. Gene Ontology annotation, cellular component: transport vesicle; postsynaptic recycling endosome; axon. NCBI's taxonomy places the organism in Eukaryota, Metazoa, Chordata, Actinopteri, Carangiformes, Carangidae. Gene Ontology annotation, biological process: exocytosis; neurotransmitter receptor transport, endosome to postsynaptic membrane; melanosome transport. The record is from RefSeq and is a predicted model, not a curated record. The transcript has 5 exons. Bases 308 to 958 code for a protein of 216 amino acids.